AUGUCGGCGGCGAACUUUGAGAAACAGCUCACAAAUAGCGGGACGAGCGAUAUGGAGAAAGAGGUCGGCGUCCAGGAAGAAUUAGCUGCCAGCGUGUCCAAUGAGGACUUCGAUUUGUUUUCAUAUCACGAACACAAUGCUGGCCGCCUCGUCAUUGACCCCAAAGAAGCAAGAGUUGAGUUUGGCGAGGAUGUAGCGAGGAGACUCAAGCUCUCUAGUGACGGCACCAAAGUUCUCUGGCCACAGCCUCGAGAUGAUCCAGAGGACCCCCAGAAUUGGUCGGACAGACGAAAGAAUUUCCAGCUGUUUAUCAUGACGAUUGCAGCUAUAGUUCCAGAUUUUGAUUCUGGCAUCGGUAUUGCCUCAAUUUUUGCUCUCGCCAAUCAGUAUGACACUACGUCUGGGGUUAUCAACGAUGUAACAUCUAAGUCCGUCAUCUUAACACCGUUGUCUGUGGGGUUUCCAAUGACGCUGACUGCUUUUCUGUAA
Messenger RNA from Fibroporia radiculosa, 489 nucleotides. RefSeq lists its product as uncharacterized. The record is from RefSeq and is a predicted model, not a curated record. Lineage: Eukaryota; Fungi; Basidiomycota; Agaricomycetes; Polyporales; Fibroporiaceae. The transcript has 4 exons. The coding region runs from base 1 to 489 and encodes 162 amino acids.